GGACACCUUCCAGCCGGGCCGCGAGACCACAGGUGACAUCGGCAAGGUGCGCGAGCGACUACCUGCGACCCGCCGCCUCCGCGCGCGAUGACAGUUUAGACUGAAAAAACAACAACAACAACAAAAACCGCUGGUGUGACGUGUGAAACAGACACCAUGGCCACGCAGGAGCCGUCCCCCCCCUCCUCCAUGGAGAGCAACAAGCCCGGCUUCCCCAAGAAGAUCCUGGGCAACCAGCUGGAGGACAAACACCUGUGCAACUGCUGCCACAACAUCCUCCGGAGGCCGUUCCAGGCGCAGUGCGGCCAUCGCUUCUGCUCGUACUGCUUCAACAGGACCGUGAGUAAUGGACCUCAGAAAUGCAGCGCCUGCAUCAAAGAGGAUCUCUUUGAGGAUCCUACAUCCAUUUUGAAACCAGGAUGUGCUUUUCCUGACAACGCGGUGCGGCGGGAGGUGGAGAACCUUUCGGCCGUUUGCAUCCAUGAACAUUGCUCGUGGAAGGGCAGCAUUAAAGACUACGAGCUGACCCACGAGGGGAAGUGCGAGUUCAUGAUCAUCCCCUGCCCUUCCUGCAAAGAGCGCAUACGCUUCAGCGACCAGGAGCGUCACAACGAGCGGGAGUGCCCGGAGAGAACGCUCAACUGCAAGUACUGCAAGGAGCCGUUCCACUUCAAAAACAUCAAGGCCCACGAUGAGAUCUGCCCCAAGUACCCGAUGAUCUGUGAAGGCUGCGCCAAGAAGAAAAUUCCCAGAGAAAAGUAUGUGGACCAUAUUAAGUUCUGCAGCAAAUUCAGAACCCCGUGUCGAUUCCACGUCGUGGGAUGUGAUAUGUCUGUGGAAAAGGAAAAGAUCCACGACCACGAGCGCGCCUUCGCCUACGAGCACCUCAACCUGCUGCUGCACUACAUCAUGGGCAUGAAGGUGAGCAUGGAGGGCCUGCAGCCCCAGGGACUGGAACUGGCCGGCCACAAGCUGCUGGAGCUCCAACAGGCCCUGCGGGAGCUCGAGGCCAGAGUCUCCCAGCUCAGCACCACCUCCUCUGGGCCUCCCGUGCAGGGAGCCGCCGCCGCCUCCUCUUCCUCCUCCUCCUCCCCAUCCUCAUCCUCCAGCUCCGGCCCCGCCGGUCCGCCGGCGCCCGCCCAGCUCCCGCCGCCGCCCGCCCUGGCUCCCGCCCUGUCCGUGUCCACCUCCUUCACGCCGCUGCCCAGCUCGGUGGGCGCGGCGCUGGAGCUGCAGCUGCACAGCGAGAAGACCAAGGUGGCGGAGCUGGGUCGCAGGUGCACGGAGCUGGAGGUCAAAGCCGGCACCUUCGAGAACGUGGUGUGCGUGCUGAACAGGGAGGUGGAGAGGUUCGCCACCGCCAUGGAGGCCAGCAACCGGCAGCACAAACUGGACCAGGACAAGAUCGAGGCGCUGAGCAACAAGGUGCGACAGCUGGAGAGGACGGUGGGGCUGAAGGACCUGACGGUGGCGGAGAUGGAGGGCCGCCUGAGGGAGAUGUCCGCCACCACCUUCGACGGCGUCUUCGUCUGGAGGAUCUCGGAUUUCGCCAAAAAGAGACAAGAUGCCAUCGCGGGUCGAGCCCCCGCCAUGUUCUCACCAGCCUUCUACACCAGUAAGUACGGCUAUAAGAUGUGUCUGCGCAUCUACCUGAACGGCGACGGGACGGGGCGCGGCAGCCACUUGUCCCUGUUCUUUGUGGUGAUGAGGGGGCUCAGCGACGCGCUGCUCAAGUGGCCUUUCAACCAGAAGGUGACCCUGAUGCUGCUGGACCAGAGCAACCGGGAGCACAUCAUCGACGCCUUCCGGCCCGACGUCACCUCCUCCUCCUUCCAGCGGCCGGUGAGCGAGAUGAACAUCGCCAGCGGCUGCCCGCUCUUCUGCCCGCUCUCCAAGCUGGACGCCAAGAACUCGUACAUCCGCGACGACACCAUCUUCAUUAAGGCCAUCGUGGACCUCACGGGCCUCUAGACGGCCGCCGCCCCACCCCCCCCCCAUAAUCAAGCGUCAUUUGGGCUCAAUCGUGGUCCUAUAAGGGCUCUGAUCAGGCCGCGGUGCAUUCUGGGGUGCGAAAAAAGCCCUUUUGCUGCUUCUCCUUUUUUUCCCCCAAUGACGUCACGAAGGUCCGCUUCAGUUGCGCCGCAGUACGUUUCAUUCAUUACUUUUUCUUAAGAGGAUUUAAAAAAGGAGCACCGGUGCAGCGAGGUCAGAGAGGUCAAAGUCGAUUAAAAAGAGCGAGUAAGCAUCUCAUUUGAAUCCCCCUACUUUUGAAGGGAUGAUUGCCAGAACAGGGUUGUAGAUUACAGAUGUUUGAUGUGAUCCUUCUGAUGACUUAUAGUAGAGUUAGAGCUUCACUGCAGCCUUUGUUUUCCUUGCAGAUUGUGGAUAUUGUUAGCUUUCUCAAUUCCAGUGUGGAGUGAAUUUGCAUAGACAAACGUGGAGUUAUGUUAUGAAUAAGAUUUCAGGCAUCUCUUUGCCCUUUUCGUUGGAUCCCUUUGGGCAUGCCGCUGGCGUUUUUUAAGUACAAAACGGCUCCUUAUUUCCGCUUUUACGAGAGCGCUCUCGUUUGUUGUUGAACCUGUGAGUGAAUUAGCCAUCCGUGAUGGUGGACAUUGCCUGCACGUCUUUUGGAGCCAGGCUACUUUUAACAUGUAACGUUAGUGUCACGUAUUAGUUCCUGUUAGGGCUUUUUUUGUUUUUUUGUAAAAGCUACUUCUGGGUGGUGGUUUGGUACAUCUGUGGAAGAUACGGUGGAGUUACCGAGGAGUCAGGGCGGCUUGCCGGUCAAACGCGAGGCAUUUGAACUCUUGCCAAAACAUCACGUGGCUGGAGUUCGGUUCCCAACGGAGCGGGACGCGCUCAAACCAGCUCUCAUCUCAACACAUAGUACCGUGCCCCCCCACCACAGACACCAGGUCCAACACGGGAAUGUCCGCGCUUUUCUGUCCAUACGAGUGUGUGUUUCUGCUGCUCUUCAGAUAGGAUCUAGAUGUGUGUGUGUGUGUGUGUGUACGUGAGGUUUGAGGUGAUGGUGACACUUUGGUCACAAUUGAUUGACGUAGUUUACUGCAGAUGGAAGUAACAUUCAGCCCCUUCCCCACCCCCCCUCCCCCUUGUCCAGGUGUGCUCUCCCUGCACAUGCAUCCACAUUAGAACAUGUAACUCUUCCGUGUGUCCACCAGAGGUCGCUGUGCUCACUUAGCAUGCAUGCUGAGGUCUUUGAAGGUGCCCCGCUGGCCCUGUUUCUGGAGACCCGUCUCGGCCUGUAUUGAAACCUCUCUGUGCAUGGGAGGCUUCAGUCCAUCGUUCACUAUGGAGUUUGGCACCGGGUGUCGUCCCUCCCCCCCCCCCCCCCCAUCCCCCUCCACCCUCCCCCGCCGGGGGCCACGUGUCAAAGCGUUUAUUUGGGUUUUGCUCGGACCAAAAUAACCAUAGAAUAGUUAUUAUGUUAUAUCUGGCGCUGCGUCUGUUCAACAGCAGCAGCCUAUAUUCAUAGCAAUUUAUAAAUAUGUAUCUUUCAUAUCAUAAUGUUGAAAUAGUCUAUAUAUCGAUGUUAAUAUACACGAGAUGUUAUAAUAAACAUAGUAUUACUGAAUACCUUAUUAAUUCUAUAUCUAUAUACCAGCCUUUUGUUUGACCCCCCCCCGCCCUGCCCUCCCCCGCUUUGUGCAGUAAGGACUUGCGUUUCCUGCUAGAGUGCAAUAUUUAUAUUUAUAUGGUCACGCCGGUUAUGAUUUGAUGACACCGUGGCUUUGAGGAAGUCGUACUCGACUUGUUUGUUCACAUCACUCGUCGCGGCGCCGAAGAACUGCUUCCUGUUCCGAACUUUUCAAAGGAAAAGGAAAGCCGCUUUCCUCGGCUUCGAGCGUAGUUUUUACUCACGAUGUAAAAGUGAGGUUUUAGAGAGACGUUUUUAAUGGUGAGGAGUUUCUAUUCUUAGCAGAAAUCUACUUUUGAGUGAUGAUUGAGCAUGUAAUAACUAGGAUGAUUUUUUAAAGUGGUCUUGUAUCGUGCCAAAAUCAAAUAAUACCUCCGUGUACCAACUAUACUGCAUUCGAAAGUUAUAUUUUAUGUUCUAUGCUAAAAUAUGGUGCCAAAUAUAUUUAUAUUUAAAUAUGUGUUAAGUUUUAAUAAGAUGCAUGGGUCACCGGCCGCUCUGAGAAAACGAAUACCGCCCCAUGAAGGUUUUGAAUGUAAGCUUUGAUAGAAUUUUAUUUUCUAAACGCAAAAAAGCAGUUCUGUAGAUGUGACGCUGUCGACUUGAAACAACUUUAUUUGUGCACUUUGUAUCGGUUGUUUGUUCAAACAGGGUAUUUCAUUGGGAUUUAUGUACCUUGAAAUCAAUGCCAUAUAUAUAUAUAUAUACAUAUAUAUAUAUAUAUAUAAUUUGACGUUGAUAAUAUUAAUGUGUUAUGGUUUAAAGAGGACAUGCAGUAUGUAAUAAAGUUUGCUGGUUUCA
Molecule: messenger RNA, 4459 nt
Organism: Pungitius pungitius (ninespine stickleback)
Lineage: Eukaryota; Metazoa; Chordata; Actinopteri; Perciformes; Gasterosteidae
Product: TNF receptor-associated factor 2-like
Exons: 11
Coding region: 157-1971 (604 amino acids)
Biological process (GO): protein K63-linked ubiquitination; regulation of apoptotic process; tumor necrosis factor-mediated signaling pathway
Cellular component (GO): cytosol; cytoplasmic side of plasma membrane
Molecular function (GO): ubiquitin-protein transferase activity; tumor necrosis factor receptor binding; zinc ion binding
Source: RefSeq, a predicted model, not a curated record